AACCUAGCUACCUGUCAGUGUGUGCACCGGUAGUUUAAGGAAACCCGUCAGUGUGAGCACACAGGAGGUUUGAGGAUUCCAUGCGCAGGUGUGAAGUAAGGCAGACUGCAACCCUAGGUUCAUUAGAAGAUGCAUCAAGGUCGUCUAAGACUGCGACCCUGGCUUGAGGAGCAGAUACAGUCAGGGAAAUACCCAGGGGUCACCUGGCGUGAUGAGACAGCUCAAGUUUUUCAGAUUCCUUGGAAGCAUGCGGCUCGACAUGGUUGGAAUAUAGACAAGGACGCCACUUUGUUCCGAAACUGGGCGAUACACACAGGCAGAUACAAACCUGGAAUAGACAAGCCUGAUCCGAAGACAUGGAAAGCCAACUUCCGAUGUGCCCUGAACUCUUUACCCGAUGUGAAAGAGCUACAAGACAAGAGCAUCAAGAAGGGCAGUAAUGCUUUCAGGGUUUACAUGAUGCUGCCUGUUAUUAAAAUGACCAAACAAAGAAAAGGACUAAAGGAGUCAGAUGUUGCCAUAAAACAAAGUCUGAUCUCCCUCUCAGAAACUCACGCAGGGUCUUGUGCGCCACUGGAUAGAUUUGCAGAGGUUUUCCUGAAGUAUAGAGGUGGGCAGGCCAGUCACAGCCCUGGUAUAUUUCAUGUCAAUGACAAUUACCCUCCCUACAACACCAUAAAGGAUGAACAGUCACCAGAACAGUCCUACUCUCACCAGUCAUCCUUAACACCUGAAAUGCAUGAAAGAUCUGAUACUACCACUGACGACAAUGAGCAAGCAGAGGCUGUAUUCAAGAUAGUUGAUCACCUAAAAACCAUAGAGCACUGGAGCCAGUCUAAUGAAAACAGAAGCUGGAGGGCAGCAGCCACCGGCUGGGUGGACUGUUACUGUGAGGAUAUGGAUUACUUGGGGUAUCCCGUACAGACCGAUUGCUACACACACAGUGCACAGCAAAGACCACUUCUAUAAGACGAGUGGGAGCAACAUGCAUCUAACAGACUGCCAUGCUAAAAUCCCUGAAAAAGGUGGAGACAUUUUUCUUCCAAGCCAAGCCCAAUUCUAUAAUGCUGUAUUCAGAUGAACUGUAAGACUCUGACCAAGCAGUUGAGAGCACAUAAAGUACAUUAAAAACUGAGUUAAUCACAUUAAGCUGAACUGUCAUUGUAGAAUAGAUUUUUUCCCCCCUAAAAUGUUUGCCUUUUAUUAAACUUAAAUUGACAAAAGGA
Molecule: messenger RNA, 1226 nt
Organism: Oncorhynchus masou masou (cherry salmon)
Lineage: Eukaryota; Metazoa; Chordata; Actinopteri; Salmoniformes; Salmonidae
Product: interferon regulatory factor 1-like
Exons: 9
Coding region: 130-969 (279 amino acids)
Biological process (GO): immune system process; regulation of transcription by RNA polymerase II
Cellular component (GO): nucleus
Molecular function (GO): RNA polymerase II cis-regulatory region sequence-specific DNA binding; DNA-binding transcription factor activity, RNA polymerase II-specific
Source: RefSeq, a predicted model, not a curated record